ACCUCUCUUUCGCUUACCAUACCCAGAGAUGAAAUUCUUCCGCCACGCGCUCCCGGCCUUCACGGUUGCCCUGGGCCAAGUGUCCGCCUUUGUCACCCUCCCGGCGCCCCACCAGGUUGCCGGCGUAUCCAGGCGGCAAGCUGCGAAAGCAUGGACGAGCGCUGCCGGAGCGGGGUGCAGAAGAUCGGCCUCUUCCACAAGUCUGAGCAUGGGAGUCUUCGACGACGUCACCGCCGAGAUGAAGGCGUCCAUGAAAAGCGGGGACAAGCCCAAGCUUGAGGGUUUGCGGAUGGUCCGGGCGGCGUUUUUGACGGAAACCAAGGCGGCGGGGUCGGGGGACAAGCUUCCAGACGAAAAGUGCAUCGCCAUCCUCCGAAAAAUGUCCAAGCAGCAGCAGGAGUCGAUCGACAUGUAUCGCAAGGGGAAGCGUGACGACCUCGUAGAAAAGGAGACCAAGACGAAGCAGCUCAUCGACGCGAUGCUUCCUCAGCUCGCGGACGAGGCGACGACUCAAAAAUGGGUCGAUGAGGCAAUCGCGUCGGCCGGCGCUAAGGGUCCGUCCGACAUGGGGAAGGUGAUGGGCCUCCUAAUGAAGGCGCACAAGACGGAAAUGGACGGAGGAUUGGCGCAGAGGCUUGUUUCCGCUCAGCUAAAGGGCGCAUGA
This is a messenger RNA of Ectocarpus siliculosus, 664 nucleotides long. Lineage: Eukaryota; Phaeophyceae; Ectocarpales; Ectocarpaceae. The record is from the annotation of a GenBank genome assembly.